This is a messenger RNA of Chaetomium strumarium, 930 nucleotides long. Its product is annotated as mitochondrial carrier domain-containing protein. Bases 1 to 930 code for a protein of 309 amino acids. Lineage: Eukaryota; Fungi; Ascomycota; Sordariomycetes; Sordariales; Chaetomiaceae. Gene Ontology annotation, biological process: mitochondrial phosphate ion transmembrane transport. Gene Ontology annotation, molecular function: phosphate transmembrane transporter activity. The record is from RefSeq and is a predicted model, not a curated record. The transcript has 5 exons. Gene Ontology annotation, cellular component: mitochondrial inner membrane.
AUGGCUAGCGCAACAAAAACUCCGGCCGCUCCCCAGAUCAGCGGGGUCGACCUCUACUCCAGAUUCGCCCUCGCCGGCGCCAUCUGCUGCUCAGUCACCCACGGCGCCUUGACGCCCGUCGAUGUCGUCAAGACCCGUAUCCAGCUCGACCCCGUCACCUACAACAAUGGCAUGAUCGGCGGCUUCAAGAAGGUCAUCCAGAACGAGGGCGCCGGUGCCCUGCUCACCGGUGUCGGCCCUACCUUCGCCGGCUACUUCCUUCAGGGCGCCUUCAAGUUCGGUGGCUACGAGUUCUUCAAGCAGCAAUUCAUCAACUACCUCGGUUACGAUACCGCUUCCAAGUACCGGACCGGCGUCUACCUCGCUUCGUCCGCUGCCGCCGAGUUCUUCGCCGACAUCGCCCUCUGCCCGCUCGAGGCCACCCGUAUCCGUCUCGUCUCCGAGCCCACCUUCGCCAGCGGGCUCGUCAGCGGCUUCGGCAAGAUGCUGAAGACCGAGGGCGUUGGCGCCUUCUACGCCGGCUUCGGUCCCAUCCUCUUCAAGCAGAUCCCGUACACCAUGGCCAAGUUCGUCGUCUACGAGAAGGUUGCCGAGUCGGUUUACCGCGUCUUCCCCAAGAAGGACAUGUCCGACGGCAUGCAGACCACCGUCAACCUUGGUAGCGGUCUGGUUGCCGGCUUCGCCGCUGCUAUUGUCUCGCAGCCCGCCGACACUAUGCUCAGCAAGAUCAACAAGACCAAGGGUCUCCCUGGCGAGGGCACCACCACCCGUCUGAUCAAGAUCGCCAAGGAGCUCGGCCUCAAGGGCUCCUACACCGGCAUCGGCGCCCGUCUCUUCAUGGUCGGAACGCUCACCGCGUUCCAGUUCGCAAUUUAUGGCGAUGUAAAGCGCUAUCUUGGCGCAACAGGUGGCGUGGAAAUUGGGAAAUAG